AUGCUGAAGGAUUUUCACCAAACAUUGAAUCUUGCAGGUCUCCCUCAGUGCCCGCACUGGCAUCGGAUCGCUCUGGGAGUCGGAUGGGCUGGGAAUGUCAUCCUGGCGGGAGCUGUGAUUGUGCUGAGUGCCUGGGUAGUAACCAAAGGAUCCUGCCUGGACGAUUUCCGAUCUCAAUUGAAACAAACGCUUUGUGUUUCAUCACUCAGCAACUCAACAGAAGGCUCCGAGUGCAAACUCUGCCCCAGGGAUUGGUUGUUGCAUAGAAGGAAGUGCUAUUGGGUUUCUAAAGAAGUUAAAUACUGGAAGAAGAGCUUUGAAGACUGUACAAUGAAGACAUCUCAAAUGCUUGUGAUCCAGGACCAGGAUGAAAUGGAUUUCAUACGGAAUGUUACAAAAGGUGUAAAUCAUAUCUGGAUUGGACUUAAUGUUACAUCGCCUGAGAGGAACUGGAUGUGGGUGGAUGGCUCUCUAGUCAAUCAGACACUGUUCCCAGUAACUGGCCUUGCUGAACAGAACAGUUGUGGGGUGAUGAAGGGGGAACAGAUUCGUUCCGAAAUCUGUGGUGGUGAAUUCAAAUGGGUUUGCCAGAAAGAAGCCUUCCAGAUAUAA
This is a messenger RNA of Chelonoidis abingdonii (Abingdon island giant tortoise), 612 nucleotides long. Its product is annotated as killer cell lectin-like receptor subfamily B member 1B allele C. NCBI's taxonomy places the organism in Eukaryota, Metazoa, Chordata, Testudines, Testudinidae. Gene Ontology annotation, biological process: regulation of natural killer cell mediated cytotoxicity. Gene Ontology annotation, molecular function: signaling receptor activity. The record is from RefSeq and is a predicted model, not a curated record. Gene Ontology annotation, cellular component: plasma membrane; cell surface.